Molecule: messenger RNA, 441 nt
Organism: Dibothriocephalus latus
Lineage: Eukaryota; Metazoa; Platyhelminthes; Cestoda; Diphyllobothriidea; Diphyllobothriidae
Source: the annotation of a GenBank genome assembly
CUCGUCCUGCAGGGGCCCGAAACGGACGUUGAGCAACAAACCAAGGAGUCCUGGAGUGAACUCGUGUCGGCUCACCAGAAACGCAAGGCGGAGCAGCUGUUGAGAGAAAGCAAACUGGCCCAACUGGACCAGGAGGACAGCCAACGGCAAGCCGCGCGAAGUCAUGAUGGCAGCGGCAAAGGUGAAGAGCAAUCCUCUGACAAGCGUGAUGAUGAAUGCACGUGGGGUAUAGAUGUUGAUGAAUCUCAGGACGACGGAGAAAUGGGUGUCUCGAUGUUGGGCCUCGGCCUGGAGGGCGGCAGCUGUUUGAGUCACGAGUCCUCCUAUGCGGAGGAUCCGAAACGGGCUCUGAAGAAUUACUUCGACAGGGAGGGCUUCGAUCCGCCACAGUACGACUUUGUGGAGGGUCGUUUCGGCCAAAAGAAUUGCCGCAUAGAGUGA